GAAUAAUCAGGAUUCCACCUAUUCUUCCUGGAAUUCGUCCAGAACCGUCAUAUAAACCAAUCUUCAUUUCCCGCGCUAUCAUUUCGGUUCCCCCCGUUUCUCCUGCUGUUAAAAGAGUCAAGAACGCUUUCCUUUUUCAUCGGCUCCCAGCAAAGCGCCCCACAACCCAGAUCGAGGAGCUAGCACUAUCUUCAACCGAGAGAAAAGGAAACAAAAGCACAAAUAGGGUGGGGAAUAUAUCGAAAUUGAGAAAACCCUAGCUCGUUAAAGAGUGAAUAUGGUUUUUGUUAGAAUGUCAGAGGAUAUAAAUAUACAUGACUCUGACUUUGGAAUUCAGUAUGGCAUCUACAUGAAUUCUACACAGACUGCUAUAGAGCAAAGUGUAAUGGAAGAAAAUAAAUCUGAAACACUUGAAUUAGUUCAUUGCAGAGAAGUCACUUUCAAUUGCUGUGAUGAAUUUGAUUGUCAAAAAACAGAAUCCAAGCUGUUGGGGCAGAGCAUGGUAGAAGAAUUUGGAUUAGAAGGUGAAGUAUCUCCUGGCUAUAUGUCUGUAGAUUCCAAUCAAGACCAGAAGAGACCAGAUGUCCACGAUUGCAAAGAAAAUGCUAAAAUGGAGGUCAUGGAAUUUCCUUCUGUCAAUGAAGUUACUGGUUCCGCAGUGAAAUCUUCAGCAGAGCCUCUUAAAGAGAUUCAAGAUUGGAGUCAAAAUCCCCAAAUUCAGGACCAUGUGGGGACUAGUCAUACAAUUGAGGCUUCUACUGGAGAUAUCCUCAAAGAUCCCAACAUUGAUCAAAAUAAUCUUCCAUUAAAACAUUGUGGGAUGAGUUCCAACCAUACUAUAACAUUGCCAUCUGAAAACAAGGACACCAUUCCUCAAGUUGACAAUUCAGUAGACCCACCAAGUGACAUGCUUGACAAUCAUGAUUUAAAACAGUUAAAAGAAACUCAUCUAGAAGAAAAUCCUAGCCAACCUUUGGAGCAGAUGACUGAAGAUAAUAAGAAAGUAGUUGGAACACCUGGGGACACAUCUGAAAAUGCUUUUCAAGAAUUUAGAGAAAUGCAUACAAAUUCAAAUGAAAAUCCUAGCCCGUUAGGAUGUCUUGAUAAAAGUCAUACCGGGCAAUCAAGGAAGAGGAAGUCUGCUUUGAGAUCACCGAUACGCAGCACUCGAGUACUGCGCUCGAGAACACAGGAGCCUAAAUCUGUAGAGACAAUUAAUGCUUCAGCAGUUGAUACUUCUAACAAAGAAAAGAAAACAAAAAAGGGGAAACGGAAACAGAGAAAAGAGAUUGCUGCGAAUGAAUUCACAGGGAUCAGAGCUCAUCUAAAAUAUAUACUGGGGCGAAUAAAAUAUGAACAAAGUUUAAUUGAUGCUUACUCUGGUGAAGGCUGGAAAGGUCAAAGCAUGGAGAAAUUAAAGCCCGAGAAGGAGCUUCAACGCGCAAAAUCUGGGAUUUUUCAUUACAAACUGAAAAUAAGAGACUUGUUUUCACGCAUUGAUGCAUCACUUUCUCAGGGGAAGUUCCCUGAAUCUUUGUUCGACUCUGAGGGGCAGAUUGACAGUGAAGAUAUAUUCUGUGCGAAGUGUAGUUCUAUUGAUUUGACAGCUGACAAUGAUAUUAUCCUCUGUGAUGGUGCUUGUGAGCGUGGAUUUCACCAGAUGUGUUUAGAUCCACCUUUGCUGAAAGAAGACAUUCCACCAGAUGAUGAGGGUUGGCUAUGUCCUGGAUGUGACUGCAAAGUUGAUUGUGUUGACUUGCUUAAUGAUCUGCUGGGAACUGAUCUUUCUAUAACUGACAGUUGGGAGAAGGUCUUUCUGGAGGAAGCUACUGCGGCUGCAUCUGGAAAACAGUUAGAUGAAAUCUAUGGAUUACCCUCAGAUGAUUCUGAGGAUGAUGACUAUCACCCUGAUAAUCCGGAAGUAGAUGAGAAUGUUUCACAAGAUCAUAAAUCAAAAUCUGAUGACGAAAGUGAUUCGUCUGACACAUCGUUUGAACUGGAAACCCCUAAUGAUGAACUGCUACUGGGGCUUCCUUCUGAAGAUUCAGAAGAUGAUGAUUAUGAACCUGAUGCUCCUGAAGGCAACAGUGAACAGGUCAUGCAUGAUUGUUCAAGUUCUGAUUUUACCUCUGACUCUGAGGAUUUUGGUGUAGCAUUAGAAAACAACACAUCAUCUAGCCAAGAAGACCAAAGCAAAAGAAAUAAAUUAGGUGGAGGUACUCGAUCUUUGAAGUGUGAAGUGGAUUUCCUUUUGCAAUCCGAUGAUGCCCUUGCAUCUGGGAAAAGGCAUGUGGAGAGGCUAGAUUACAAAAAGUUGCAUGAUGAAGCAUAUGGAAUGUCCUCUUCUGACUCAAGCGAUGAAGAUUAUCAAGAUAGCCCAGCUUUGAAAUGCAGAAAGCAAAGAACUGACAAAGCUACUCUGAAGGAAUCUGAUCAAACUUCAGUAGAUGCUGCAGUCAAAAAUGCUAAUAGAUCAUCUAGCAUGAAACUCAAGGAUGAAAGUUUGGUGGCAUCUGAAUGUGGAUCAAGUAGUAAAAAAAACACUAAUCAAAGAUAUGGAGAAGCCGUAAUUAAGAGACUCUCUGAAUCCUUCGAGGAAAAUCACUAUCCAACACGAGAAGAAAAGGAAAGCUUAGCUAGAGAAUCAAGACUGACGUACCAGCAGGUAGAUAAAUGGUUUGUCAAUGCACGCUGGUUCUAUCGCAAUCCUAAAUCACACACAAAAAAGGCCACACCUGCUGCUGAGGAUCGCCUUGAUAUAGGUGCCGAAGAAUUGCAGGAGACUGACGGUGAGAAGCAUAUUACCAACCCAGAGUCCAAACCUAAAUCUGAUACUGCUGAUCACCAGGCAUCUGAUCAAAGUUCAAGUAUUCAAAAACCAAUGAAGAAUAAAACCCAAGUUGAUAUGAAGAAAAACUCCCAGCCAGGACGAAGAAGCAACCGAUUAAAAUCUUAACAGAAACUUGUGAUAUGCCUAUGAUGGAGUAUAUGGGUCCAGGCCCCAGGACCCACAUACUUAGAAGAACAGAAGGCACAGCCGUCACCUAGUAGCCCCCCCGUUGGCCAGAGGACCUCCAUCGGCCAGGAAGACAUCAACCCGGAAUAUGGUCCAGAAGCUAGGAGAACCGGGUGCCCCCCGUCAGCCAUGCCUCCGUCGAUCGCGCCCUCGUCGGCCACAGAGAACUCACAGAACAGGAUUUCAUACUUAGUCAUCUCUACAUAUCUUGUAUUCGGCCCAGUAGCGGUCCAGUUGUAGAUGGGCUUCCCAAGCCCUAGUCUUGGGAGCCCACCCCACAUUUUCCCUAUAAAUACUCCCUCUGGGAGUAGUUGUAGGGUUGACAAAAUCAUUAAUUGAAACAUUUAUUGCACUUCUCUCUAAA
Messenger RNA from Cuscuta europaea, 3380 nucleotides. The record is from the annotation of a GenBank genome assembly. NCBI's taxonomy places the organism in Eukaryota, Viridiplantae, Streptophyta, Magnoliopsida, Solanales, Convolvulaceae.